AUGGAUCUGUCCACCGAAGCUACAGAGGAUACAACCAGCCUUCUGAUGAAGGCGAUGGAUGAUAGUGCAAAAGCACUCCCGCUUACAUCUAUAAUGCCGUGGCUGCGCUCUACCAAGCUCGCACUCAUGCUUCCGGGUCCUCUGGGGCAUCCUUUUCGGCAGCUGGUGUUCUGGGAAGCACAGUCCCGCAAGAUGGUUGAUCAUCUUAUAAGAGUGAUAGCGGGGGGAGGAGAAUCCACCGAAAAGAAUUUACUAGCACCUUUAUUGGACGGGGUUGAUUCAUUCCUGGGCCGCGGUUUAACGAAAGACGAGCUCGUUGAGGAGGCAAUGGGAAUCAUGUUUGCUGGUAGCGGAACAACAUCUACCACAUUGACCUACCUCUUGUAUGCCAUAUCGCGGCCAGAGAAUGCGGCAAUUCAGACCAGGCUUCGAGACGAGGUACUGAGUCUCCCGGUGGGUGACACACUCGCGCUUCGGAACAACCUUUAUAUCAACGCAGUGAUUAAGGAGACCUUUCGCCUAUACCCUACCAUCAUCUCUACACUACCGCGGAUCGUCACUGAGGAGUUCCCCAUUGAGCAUAUGACUCUACCUGUGGGCACGGUGAUUGGAAUGCAAAACUACGUCCAUCACCGUGAUCCUAGCGUUUUCCCGCAUCCCGACUUGUUUAGGCCGGAGCGGUGGCUAAAUAGCACGAAGGCGAUGGACCUUUCCCUGACGCCCUUCAGUGUGGGAAGACGUAACUGCAUUGGGCAGAAUCUUGCGUGGGAAGAGCUGUAUCUUGCCGUUGAUGCAGUGAUGCGAGGAGGGUUUACCCUCGUGGUAAGCAAAGAGAUGAAGAGUGAUGACAUGGAUAUGGAGGACCGGUUUAACAUUGCACCCAAAUCUCGCCGUUUGCUACUGAAGAUAAUACCACAUCCAUAG
Penicillium cataractarum is the source of this 924-nucleotide messenger RNA. RefSeq names its product cytochrome P450. The transcript has a single exon. The record is from RefSeq and is a predicted model, not a curated record. Gene Ontology annotation, molecular function: heme binding; oxidoreductase activity, acting on paired donors, with incorporation or reduction of molecular oxygen; monooxygenase activity. The coding region runs from base 1 to 924 and encodes 307 amino acids. NCBI's taxonomy places the organism in Eukaryota, Fungi, Ascomycota, Eurotiomycetes, Eurotiales, Aspergillaceae.